AUGGCCGGAGCAGCAGCAGCCGCCGCCGCCGUGGCCUCCGGCAUCUCGAUCCGGACGGUCGCCGCUCCUAAGAUCUCGCGCGCGCCUCGCUCUCGGUCGGUGGUGAGGGCGGCCGUUUCCUUAGGCGAGAAGGCUUACACGGUUCAGAAAUCUGAGGAGAUCUUCAACGCUGCCAAGGAAUUGAUGCCUGGAGGUGUUAAUUCACCAGUCCGUGCCUUCAAAUCAGUCGGCGGGCAGCCCAUAGUUUUUGAUUCUGUGAAGGGCUCUCAUAUGUGGGAUGUCGAUGGAAAUGAAUAUAUUGAUUAUGUUGGUUCCUGGGGUCCUGCAAUCAUUGGUCAUGCAGAUGACGAGGUGAAUGCUGCACUUAUUGAAACUCUGAAGAAGGGAACUAGCUUUGGUGCUCCAUGUGCGUUGGAGAAUGUGUUGGCUCAAAUGGUCAUCUCCGCUGUGCCGAGUAUCGAAAUGGUUCGUUUUGUAAACUCAGGAACAGAAGCUUGCAUGGGAGCACUCCGCCUUGUGCGUGCAUUCACUGGGAGGGAAAAGAUCCUCAAGUUUGAAGGCUGUUACCAUGGCCAUGCAGAUUCCUUCCUCGUUAAAGCAGGCAGUGGUGUUGCCACCCUCGGCCUCCCAGACUCCCCUGGAGUGCCUAAGGGAGCCACUGUUGGGACUCUAACAGCACCUUAUAAUGAUGCUGAGGCAGUUAAAAAGCUGUUUGAGGAUAACAAAGGGGAAAUUGCUGCAGUCUUCCUUGAGCCGGUUGUCGGCAAUGCUGGCUUCAUUCCUCCACAGCCUGCUUUCCUAAAUGCUCUCCGUGAGGUGACCAAACAAGACGGUGCACUUCUGGUCUUUGAUGAAGUGAUGACUGGUUUCCGUUUAGCUUAUGGUGGGGCACAAGAGUACUUUGGAAUCACCCCUGACGUGACAACCUUGGGGAAAAUUAUUGGGGGUGGUCUUCCAGUUGGUGCUUAUGGUGGGCGGAAGGAUAUCAUGGAGAUGGUUGCUCCAGCAGGACCAAUGUACCAGGCAGGAACCCUGAGUGGAAACCCUCUAGCUAUGACUGCCGGAAUCCACACUCUCAAGCGUCUGAUGGAGCCUGGCACCUAUGAAUACUUAGACAAGGUCACCAGUGAACUUGUCCAGGGUAUAUUGGAUGCGGGUGCUAAAACAGGGCACGAGAUGUGUGGAGGACACAUCAGAGGCAUGUUCGGAUUCUUCUUCGCAGGUGGCCCAGUGCACAACUUUGAUGACGCCAAGAAGAGCAACACCGCAAAGUUUGGGAGGUUCCACCGUGGAAUGCUGGAAGAAGGCGUGUAUUUGGCACCAUCCCAGUUCGAGGCAGGUUUUACAAGCUUGGCACACACAACCCUAGACAUUGAGAAAACCGUGGAGGCUGCCGAGAAGGUUCUUCGUCGGAUAUAG
Molecule: messenger RNA, 1419 nt
Organism: Triticum turgidum subsp. durum (durum wheat)
Lineage: Eukaryota; Viridiplantae; Streptophyta; Magnoliopsida; Poales; Poaceae
Source: the annotation of a GenBank genome assembly